Messenger RNA from Apis cerana (Asiatic honeybee), 1164 nucleotides. Its product is annotated as mitochondrial ribosomal protein L10. Lineage: Eukaryota; Metazoa; Arthropoda; Insecta; Hymenoptera; Apidae. The record is from RefSeq and is a predicted model, not a curated record.
GCUGACACUUUUAAACGAACGAGUCAGCCAAAAUGUUUGUUAAUUUUACGCUUAAUUGGUGCCACAAUCGACAGCGCUGAGGUUAAAUACGAACCAGUGGAUUCGAACCAUUUCAAUGUGUUCAGUGUAUAAAUGAGGAUGUGAGUUAAUGAAGUGAGGAACAUAUAAAAUUAUUUAUAAGCAUUUAUUGCCUUUGUUUUAAGAAGAAUAUAAUUAAAUAAUGGCUCAUUUUAUAAAGAAAGUAUUUCAGUUAACCCCGAAUCAAUUAUUGUACCAACAAAAGCGUUACAGGGGAAAGAUAAAUCUUAGAAAACCAAAAAUAUAUUUUAAAAAGCGAGUAUUAAACGAACUUUUAACACCCUUCUUUAUUAAUCCUAACAAGGAUAAGACUCUGGAACAAUUUUGCGAAAACUCAAAAACAGAGGAAAUCGAGCAACGUCUUGGAAUUUAUGAUACGAUAAUAGCGAGAGAAGUUCGUAAUUGGUUUGACAAUUCAAAAAUGACUGUUAUAUUGCAUGUGAAUAGUAUUAUGGAACUGGAUGUAUUCGAUAUCAAAGUUGCAUUAUUCAAGGAAAAUAUGCACUACAAACGUUACGGGCCUCAUAUCAUACAUAAUAUGAUUAAGAAUUCGCCUUACGAAAGUCUUGUCCCCUUAAUUAGUAAUUAUACUGCAUUUGUAUUCAGCUCUGAAAUAAAAGUACCCACUGUACACAAAAUUAUCAAAAAAAGCAAGAAAAUGUAUAUAUUAGGUAAGCAGUGGAGAAAGGAUGGCAAAAUGAUUUUAUUAACAAAUUUGAUUUCUUUUUUAGGGGGAGUGUUAGAAGGACAAGUAUUCAAGUACGAUGAUUUCCUGAAGUUUGGAGAAAUGAAUAUCACAAUGGCGCAAUCAAAUUUGGUUCAAAUAUUACAAAAUGCAGGAGGCGUUAAUCUGACUCGACAACUUACACACCAUCAGUCGACACUGUUGACACGACUGAAACAGAUCGGUACAAAUGAGACAACAUCCGACGAUAAAAAAUGAAUCAGUGCCUGUAUAAUUGCAAAGAUACCUGUAUCUAUAAUUUAUUAUACGUUUAUGAUGCACACGAAGCUUUAAGUAAAGUACAAUUUAUUCUCCUGUGCCCUUUGUGACGAUAAAAAAUAAGAACGAUCGUUGAAAACUGA